This is a messenger RNA of Helobdella robusta, 480 nucleotides long. RefSeq lists its product as hypothetical. Lineage: Eukaryota; Metazoa; Annelida; Clitellata; Rhynchobdellida; Glossiphoniidae. Bases 1 to 480 code for a protein of 159 amino acids. The record is from RefSeq and is a predicted model, not a curated record. The transcript is spliced from 3 exons.
AUGGAGAGGCAAAGAAGAAAGUUUAAAGAAGAUGCAGUACCAUCUAAAUUUCAGAAUGCACCUUUAUAUUUGUCCAUUCCAACACAACAACCUCGAUCGACAACAAGAUCUUCAUCAGCAACUCGUCUCGUGUUAGAUAUUGAAAGGACAAAAAAAGCAGUUGAAGAGGAGUUCCUAAAAACUGAUUUUCUAAAUAACUGGACAGUAGUGAAAAGUAUACUCAGUACGACUAGAUGUCUUAACUGCAGGGAGGUCCUUUUGGAUAACAAUUUAUUUUAUUCCAAUGAAGAUCAUUCUAACAUUGUAAUUUAUUUGCAAGACAUCAACAGAGGAGAUGGGUUUGCACACUGGAUUAUCCAAAGUUCUCAGCGACGAUGUGCUGCUGCUGGAUGCAAAGGGACAUCCAUAUUUGCAUGCGAAAAAUGUAAUGUUGGGUUACAUCCAGGCUGUUUCAAGUCAUUUCAUUUGAGCCAUACUUAA